AUGGAGGGGAAAAUACUUCCCAUUUACUUGUUGUUGCUGCUUUCUGUUUUCUUGAUUCAGCAAGUUUCUUCUCAAGAUUUAUCAAGCUGUGCAGGGAGAUGUGGGGAAGGGUAUUCUAGAGGUGCCACCUGCAACUGUGAUUAUAACUGUCAACACUACAUGGAUUGCUGCCGUGACUUCAAGGAAUUCUGCGCUGUAGAGUUUUCCUGUAAAGGCCGCUGCUUCGAGUCCUUUAAAAGAGGGAGUCCGUGUGACUGUGACUCAGAAUGUAAGAAGUAUGGCAAGUGUUGUUCCGAUUAUGACAGUUUUUGUGAAAAAGUGCACAGUCCUGCAUCAUCACCACCUUCAAAGUCUGCACCUCCACCUCCAGGAGCAACUGAGACCAUUAAAUCAACAAACAAACAUUCACCCAAAUCAUCAAGCAAGAAGACUAAGAAAGUUAUAGAAUCAGAGGAAAUAACAGAGGAACACUCUGUUUCUGAAAAUCAGGAGUCUUCCUCCUCCUCUCCCUCAGCUUUUCGGAAAAUCAAGUUUUCCAAAAAUUCAGCUGCUAAUAGAGAAUUAAAGAAGAAACCCAAGGUAAAAGACAACAAGAAGAAAAGAACCCCUAAAAAGAAACCUACCCCAGAACCACCAGUAAUAGAUGAAGCUGGAAGUGGACCGGACAAUGGUGAUUUCAGGCUCACCCCAACUCCUAACAUUCCCACCACUCAACGUAAUAAAGUUACCACAACUCCCAAGGUUACAAUAGUAAAACCGAUAGUUUCUAAACCCAGUAUUCCACCUAAUUCUGACACAACUAAAGAGACGCCUUUGACAGCCAAUAAGGAGACAACAGAUGAAACUAAAGAGACUUCUACAACAAAUAAACAGACUUCAACUACUGCAAAAGAGAAGACUACUUCAGCUAAAGAGACACAAAAUGCAGAGAAAACAUCUACUAAAGAUUUUGCACCCACAUCUGAAGUUCCUGCUACAUCUACACUCAAAGCUGAAACUAUAAGCAAAUCCCCCGCUCUCACCUCUCCCAAAGAGCCAGAUCCCACCACCAAGGAAUCUACACCCACCACCACCAAGGAGCCAGCUCCCACCACCAAGGAAUCUACACCCACCACCACCAAGGAGCCAGCUCCCACCACCAAGGAAUCUACACCUAUCACCACCAAAAAGCCAGCUCCCACUACCAAGGAAUCUACACCCAUCACCACCAAAGAGCCAGCUCCCACCACCACCAAGGAGCAAGCUCCCACCACCAAGGAAUCUACACCCAUCACCACCAAAGAGCCAGCUCCCACCACCACCAAGGCGCCUGCUCCCACCACCCCCAAGGAGCCAGCUUCUGCCACCCCCAAGGAACCUACUCCAAGUUCUCCUAAUACACCUGCUCCAACCACCUCAGAGGCCUCUACUUCAACUAUCACCAUGGAGCCUCCCACUACUCCUAAGGGCCCUGCUGAAUCAACUGAGUUUCCUGUAGAACCCACACCAAAGACUCUUGAAAACAGUCCCAAGGAGCCUGCUGUACCUACAACCAAGGCUCCUAAAGUGACCAAACCUGAAAUGACUACAACAGCUAAAGACAAGGCCACAGAAAAAGACACAACUGAUACCAUGGCAUCAUCCAAAAUUACUCUUAAAGCAACAACUCUUGCACCCAAAGUAAUGACAGCAACAAAAAAGACAACUGAAGAGACUAAAAGCAAACCUGAACCAACAACAGCUAUACCAAAAGGUACAGCUACUAACUCUCAAGUGACAACUCCUAAACCCCCAAAACCAACCAAAGCACCCAAAAAGCUCACUUGUACCAAAAAGCCAAAAACACCUCAAGUGAGAAAACCAAAGACUACACCAACUCCCCCAAAGAUGACAUCAGCAAUGCCUAAAUCAAACCCUACCUCUUUAGCAGAAGCCAAGCUCCAAACCACCACCAGCCCUAACCAAACUCCCAACUCAGAAAUAAUCGAAGUAAAUCCAAAGAAUGAAGAUGCAGAUGCUACUGAAGGAGAAAAACCUCACAUGAUUCCUAGGCCCCCUGUGUUCACUCCUAUAGUUAUUCCAGGCACUGAUUUCAUAGGGAGAGGACCCAGUCAAGACAUUGGCAUCAACCCCGUGUUUUCAGAUGAGACUAAUUUAUGUAAUGGUAAGCCAGUAGAUGGACUGACUACUUUGCGCAAUGGGACAUUAGUUGCAUUUCGAGGUCAUUAUUUCUGGAUGCUAAAUGCAUUUAGUCCACCAUCUCCACCUCGUAAAAUUACUGAAGUCUGGGGCAUUCCCUCCCCCAUUGAUACUGUUUUUACUAGAUGCAACUGUGAAGGAAAAACUUUCUUCUUUAAGGAUUCUCAGUACUGGCGUUUCACCAAUGAUAUAAAAGAUGCAGGGUAUCCCAAACUAAUUCCCAAAGGAUUUGGGGGACUAAAUGGAAAAAUAGUGGCAGCUCUUUCAAUAGCUAAAUACAAGAACAGACCUGAAUCUGUGUAUUUUUUCAAGAGAGGUGGCAGCAUUCAGCAGUAUACUUAUAAACAGGAACCCACCCAAAAGUGUACUAGAAGAAAGCUUGCUAUAAAUUAUCCAGUGUAUGGAGAAACGACACAGGUUAGGAGACGUCGAUUUGAACGUGCUAUAGAACAUUCUCAAACACACACCAUCAGAAUUCACUAUUCACCCAUCAAAGUCACUUAUCAAGACAAAGGUUUCCUCCAUAAUGAAGUUAAAGUGAGUACACUGUGGAGAGGACUUCCAAAUGUGGUUAUUUCAGCUGUAUCACUGCCCAACAUCAGAAAACCUGAUGGCUACGAUUACUAUGCCUUUUCUAAAGAUCAAUACUAUAACAUCGAUGUGCCAACUAGAACAGCAAGAGCCAUUACUACUCGUUCUGGACAGACCUUAUCUAAUGUCUGGUACAACUGUCCUUAGACUGAUGGGCAAAGGAAGAAUCGACUAACUAAAAUGAAG
Molecule: messenger RNA, 2955 nt
Organism: Mesoplodon densirostris (Blainville's beaked whale)
Lineage: Eukaryota; Metazoa; Chordata; Mammalia; Artiodactyla; Ziphiidae
Gene: PRG4
Product: proteoglycan 4
Exons: 12
Coding region: 1-2916 (971 amino acids)
Biological process (GO): immune response
Molecular function (GO): polysaccharide binding; scavenger receptor activity
Source: RefSeq, a predicted model, not a curated record